CAGUAGUUACUCAUCUUCGGAAUUUAAUGUUCAACGGUUUGGGGAAUGAUCAAAUGAGAAGUCAAACGUUUAAACCUCGUUAAAGAUAUUUAUAAAAGGAAGAGUUUUGAAAAGCUGUGCGCAUAAUCAUGGUUCGGAAAGCGAAAGAUUUCACACAAAGCAAGGAGGAACGUAUGGUUAUCACGAUUGGAGAAAUUAUACAAGAAUUAUUGAAAGCUCAUCGAGAUAAUAGAGAUGUCGAUUUGAAUAAAUUAAAAACACGUAUAUCUUCGAAAUAUGGCCUGGAUAGAUCUCCUAGGUUAGUCGACAUAAUAGCUGCCGUACCUGCAGAUGCAAGAAACAUUUUAGUGCCUAAAUUAAAGGCCAAACCUAUUAGAACAGCUAGCGGGAUAGCAGUGGUAGCCGUUAUGUGCAAACCGCACAGAUGUCCCCAUAUCAAUAUGACAGGAAACAUUUGCGUAUAUUGCCCUGGUGGUCCAGAUUCUGAUUUUGAGUAUUCUACGCAAUCAUAUACCGGUUAUGAGCCUACGUCUAUGAGAGCUAUACGUGCAAGAUAUAAUCCGUUUUUGCAAACGAGACAUCGUAUGGAACAAUUGAAACAAUUAGGACACAGUGUCGAUAAAGUCGAAUUUAUCGUGAUGGGUGGAACGUUUAUGUCCUUGCCAGAGGAUUAUAGGGAUUAUUUCGUACGGAAUUUACACGAUGCUUUAUCCGGCCAUAUAAGCAAUAACGUAGAUGAAGCAGUCAAGUAUUCGGAACGGAGUCGUACAAAAUGCAUUGGUAUAACCAUCGAGACACGACCGGAUUAUUGUUUAAAAAAGCACUUGUCGGAUAUGCUGCGCUAUGGGUGCACGCGUCUUGAGAUCGGCGUACAAUCCGUAUACGAGGAUGUUGCACGGGACACAAACAGAGGACAUACCGUUCGUGCAGUAUGCGAAAGUUUCCAAUUAUCAAAAGAUGCAGGUUUCAAAGUUAUAGCGCACAUGAUGCCAGAUUUACCGAACGUCGAUAUCGAAAGAGACGUUGAACAAUUUAUUGAAUUCUUUGAAAAUCCUACUUUUCGAACGGACGGCCUAAAGAUCUAUCCAACGUUAGUGAUACGUGGUACUGGAUUGUACGAAUUAUGGAAAACUGGUAGAUACAAGAGUUAUACACCGACAGUUUUGAUUGACUUAAUAGCACGCAUUUUGUCUUUAAUACCGCCGUGGACGCGUGUCUAUCGCGUACAAAGAGAUAUACCAAUGCCUUUGGUCAGUUCUGGCGUGGAACAUGGUAAUCUACGUGAAUUGGCAUUAGCUAAAAUGAAAGACUUAGGUACCGAUUGUCGUGAUGUCCGUACACGUGAAGUAGGAAUACAAGAGAUACAUAAUAAAGUUCAGCCGUACGAAGUCGAAUUAAUACGUCGUGAUUACGUUGCCAACAACGGAUGGGAAACGUUUCUUUCUUACGAAGAUCCUAUGCAAGACAUUUUAAUUGGUUUGCUUCGUCUAAGAAAAUGUUCCCCGGAUACCUUUAGAUCCGAGUUGAAGAAUAAAUGCUCGAUAGUAAGAGAAUUACAUGUUUAUGGUAGUGUAGUACCCGUUCAUGCGCGUGAUCCUACCAAAUUUCAACAUCAAGGUUUUGGAAUGCUUCUAAUGGAAGAAGCAGAACGCAUUGCGAGAGAAGAACACAGAUCUCAUAAAAUUGCUGUUAUCUCGGGCGUUGGUACAAGAAAUUAUUACAGAAAAAUGGGUUACGAAUUGGACGGCCCUUAUAUGUCUAAGGUAUUGAUAUGAUCCGAAUAAUGUGAUAAUAAUGUAAAUAAUAAAUUCUCCUUUAUCUUUAA
Molecule: messenger RNA, 1825 nt
Organism: Vespa crabro (European hornet)
Lineage: Eukaryota; Metazoa; Arthropoda; Insecta; Hymenoptera; Vespidae
Gene: Elp3
Product: elongator complex protein 3
Exons: 8
Coding region: 129-1775 (548 amino acids)
Biological process (GO): tRNA wobble base 5-methoxycarbonylmethyl-2-thiouridinylation
Cellular component (GO): cytoplasm; nucleus; elongator holoenzyme complex
Molecular function (GO): acyltransferase activity, transferring groups other than amino-acyl groups; iron-sulfur cluster binding
Source: RefSeq, a predicted model, not a curated record